AGUUUUUGUUUUUGUUCCAGUUUCUUGUCAACUCAUGUCAGUGCUGCUGGUGAACUAAUUUUGCCUUAAUCAAGACAAUAUUUGUAAUAUUUAUUUAUGAUUAUCAAUCAAAGUAUAUUUUAGAAAGUAUAUUUAAAUUAUGUAAAAGGAAUUUAGAUGUAUACAAUCCAGUUACCAUCAUCAUCAACGAAAUUUUCUAAGGAAGAAAUGUUUCGAUAUCACUCAUAUUUGAAGGCACUAUGCAGUUCCAGCCAGCGAAUUUUUGCUCGAAAUUUGACCGGUGGUGCUAAUUACCUACCUCUACCUAAAUUGCCUGUGCCAGCAUUAAAAGACACACUCACCAGGUAUUUGAGGACGGUUAAACCAUUCCUAAAUGACGAGGAAUACCGACUGACUGAAAAAAGAGUGAAUGACUUCGCAUCAGGUGUCGGAGCAAAACUUCAAGAACUAUUGAUGAAGCGAGCAGAAACAAAAGAUAAUUGGCUGGCAGACUGGUGGCUAAAAGUGGCUUACAUGGAGUUCCGUUCUCCCGUGGUCUAUUUCUCCAGUCCGGGUCUGGUGUUUCCCAAGACCGAGUUCAGAAAUGCUGACGAUCGCAUUCGCUACGCCUCGCAGCUUGUAGCGGCAGCUGUCAAUUUCAAGCUCACAAUCCACAACCAUGGCCUGAAGCAAGACAUGAUGCGCACUAUACCACAGGACAUGUCUCAAUACUACCAGGUGUUCGGCACAUGUCGCAUACCCAAUAAGCCGGGUGACCUUCUCGAGUUCCAUCCCAACUCCAGGCACAUUGUUGUCAUGCACAAAAACCAUAUGUUCAAGUUGGACGUGGUGACGCCAGGUGGCACUGCAGUCGGCACUAAACAGUUGGCGCGAAAUUUAAAACGAAUUUUUGAGCUGAGUCGUAAGCCGGCCCCGCCGAUCGGAAUUCUCACGUCGAACAAUCGCGACGACUGGGCUGAUGACGUCAAACUGCUCAAAGGACACGAGGAGAACUGGCGCUCUCUGGACACAAUUGCCGACUCGCUGUUCGUGUUGUGUUUUGACAGUCAACUGCCCCCCGCACCCGUACAGUUCCACGACAUGAACCUGGCCGCCAGUCUGUGCAUGCAUGGCGGGGGAAGCAGGUACAACGGGGGCAACCGCUGGUACGACAAAACCAUUCAGUUUAUAAUUGGUGACGAGGGGCACGUUGGUCUAACCUAUGAACACAGUCCGGCAGAAGGAGUGGCCAUAGCUCGUAUGAUGGAUCACAUCGUCGAUAAAAUAUCAGCCAAUGAAAAAGAUAGUGGAGCCGGCGGGGAUUGUUCAGAAUCUGAUUGUCAAAUACAAGAAUUGGAGUUCUGCUUAUCGAAAGAAGUCGAGCAACGUAUUAAAAAAGCUGCUUCCAAUCUUGACGAAUUAGUGGGGGAUGUUGAAACGGCCUGUUUCAAGUUUGAUGCUUUCGGCAAGGACUUCAUCAAAACUUUAAAGUUGAGUCCUGACAGUUUUCUGCAGAUGGCUAUGCAGUACGCUUUCUAUAGAAUCCACAAAGAGCCAGGCGCUCACUACGAAUCGGCAGCGUUGCGUUCGUUCGCGGGCGGGCGCACUGAGACGAUUCGCUCGUGUUCGCUUGAGUCGGUCAAGUUCGCGCAAACCAUGCUCAGCUCCAAGGCGUCCAAGGCUGAGAAGGUGCAAACACUCAAGGCUGCCGUUGACGGUCACCGAAAGCUGGCUAUGGAGGCAUCCCAGGGUCAAGGCGUGGACAGACACCUCCUGGGUCUGAAACUAAUGGCCCAGGAGAAGGGAAUCGAAGUACCGGACCUCUACACCGACCCGGGUUAUGUCAGGAGUCUGCAUAUGCGAAUGUCUACUAGUCAGGUUCCAUCCAAGUCAGACGGUUUCAUGGUGUACGGGCCCCUGGUUCCGGACGGCUACGGCUGUUGCUACAAUCCGCGUGACAAUGACGUCAAUUUCGGCAUCACUGCGCAUGUGUCGGACUCAGGCACCAGUGCUACCAACUUCAGAGACGCACUGGAGAGAUCGCUCCUUGAUAUGCGGGACCUUUUCAUCCCUGCGUCCAAGUAUUGAGCCGGUUUUCGCUCGGAAAACUAUUGAAGCCGCUCAAAAAACCAUCAAAAUCGAUCAUAAUUAAAACAUUACUGGAUCAGAUGAAAAUUCUAGACUAUUAUUGCAUGGAAAUUGAUGAGGUCAAUACCUGCGUCCAAAUUUUGAGUCGGUUUUCGCUCAAAAAUCGACCAUAAUAGCUCAGGAAUCAUCAAAAUCGAUUGAGAAAUGAUCAUCACAUAAUAGAAACAUUACUGAAUCGGAAAAACUGUUCAGACAAAAAUUCUGGCUAUUAUUGCAUGGAAAUUGUUCGAAACCGCUCAAAAAUUGAUCUUUAAAGCACAAAAACCCCAUCAAAAUUGAUCGAGAAAUGAUCACUCAAUCAUUAAAACAUCAAUGAAUCGGAAAAACUGUUCAGACAAAAAUUCUGGCUAUUAUUGCAUGGAAAUUGUUCGAACCGCUCAAAAAUUGAUCUUUAAAGCACAAAAACCCUAUCAAAAUUGUUCAAGAAAUGAUCACUCAAUCAUUAAAACAUCAAUGAAUCUGAAAAAGGGUUCAGACAAAAAUUCUAGACUAUUAUUGCGUGAAAAUUGAUUGGUCAUCCAUAAAACACAGUAAACUCAGUCGAAAAUUGAUAGGUAUAUUCUGAAAAUUCAAUUGAAUUAAAUAUAUAGAAAUGUCGAAAAUUCAAGAACAUUAUUGCUCGAAAAUUCAGUAAAAUGAUCAGCAUUCUUUCAAAACACCGUUGGAUCAAUAACAUAGCCCAAAUUGUCUAUGAAUAUUGCCAUAGCCACCUCUAAUACAAGGCCCCGGCCUACGAUAUUGCAACGUCGCAGUGUAGGCCUAGAAUCUAAUGCAUGAUUGGUGAACAAGAUUGAAAAAAAGGCCAGCUGAUCUUUCUCACCAAUCAUGUAUUAGAUUCUAUGCCUACACUGCGACGUUGCAAUAUCGUAGACCGGGGCCUUGUAUUAGCCAUCAACAGUCAAAAAUCAACAAUCUAUCUUUUUUUUUGUCUUAAAAAUCAACAGUCUAUUUUGGAAGCAUCACUGAAUCAACAAGACAAGAUUAGUUUAAAUUCUAGACUAUCAUUGUUCAGAAAAUUAUCAGUAUAUUUUGCUAAGACAUAAUUGAAAAUUAACAGUUUAUCAUCGGUAUUAUUGUAUUGUAUUAGUUCAUUUUGGAAAAAUCGUUGACUCGAAAACAUAGUUUAGUCGAAAAUUCUUAAAUAUUAUUUCUUAUAUAUUGAUCAAUAUAUUUUGCAAACAUAAUUGAAAACUAACAAUUUAUUAGUAAUCAUCGAAUAUCACUGAGUAUUUCGAAAAAGACUAGACAAAGUACAAAAUUGUGGCCACUUGCACAAAAGUCCAAUCAAAUUUAACCGCCGUAAAUGAGUCAUCUAACAGAACCAAUGAAUGAAUCUGAUGUUAAUGAAACGUCAUUCUACGGUUGUUGAAUUCAAUUAGAUUUUUAUGUAACUGAGUCUUGGAAAAAUUGUAGAAUAACAUUUUUAUCAUAGUGUUCAGAUUUUUGUGUAACUGAGGCUUGAAAAAAUUGUAGAGUAACAUUUUUAUCAUAGUGUUCAUAAACUCUGUAAUGUACCAAGCGAGAUAGAUAACUGGAUUCCCACACGACAGUGACAUUGAAAAUAUAAUUCCUAUAGGUUCUAAUGGGAUUUUUCACACUCGCUCGGCCGGGCUGGAUGUGAACAGUCAAAUUAUAUUUCCAAUUUUCCUUGUCACAGUGCGAAUCUAGCUUCAAUCUGUGAUCAGUGCUGUGCAGAUGUAUAAUUAAUAUAAUCAGAUCAAUCACAAUAGCUGAUCCUGUUUAGUGUAAACUCACUCAAUGUAAACACCCACCUACGAAACAAACUACUUGAUAUUAAUCAUUGACUUAUUGAUAAAGGUUCUAUUGGACAUAUAUUUAUUUUUAAAAUAUUUUAUUGUGAGCAUUGUAUGUGGUUAUUGGAUAUAAGGAAAAUUUACAAGUAUUUUAUUAUUGUUGACUUUGUAUUAUUCAAAUUUUAUAUUGUGUUUUGUAUUGUGGAAAUAAUAAAACAGUAUUACUAUAAAA
Nilaparvata lugens (brown planthopper) is the source of this 4113-nucleotide messenger RNA. Its product is annotated as carnitine O-acetyltransferase. Gene Ontology annotation, biological process: carnitine metabolic process, CoA-linked. The record is from RefSeq and is a predicted model, not a curated record. NCBI's taxonomy places the organism in Eukaryota, Metazoa, Arthropoda, Insecta, Hemiptera, Delphacidae. Gene Ontology annotation, molecular function: carnitine O-acetyltransferase activity. The transcript is spliced from 13 exons. The coding region runs from base 157 to 2067 and encodes 636 amino acids. Gene Ontology annotation, cellular component: peroxisome.